Messenger RNA from Mobula hypostoma (lesser devil ray), 12145 nucleotides. RefSeq names its product nuclear factor 1. Bases 662 to 2374 code for a protein of 570 amino acids. Gene Ontology annotation, molecular function: RNA polymerase II cis-regulatory region sequence-specific DNA binding; DNA-binding transcription factor activity, RNA polymerase II-specific. NCBI's taxonomy places the organism in Eukaryota, Metazoa, Chordata, Chondrichthyes, Myliobatiformes, Myliobatidae. The record is from RefSeq and is a predicted model, not a curated record. The transcript has 12 exons. Gene Ontology annotation, biological process: regulation of transcription by RNA polymerase II. Gene Ontology annotation, cellular component: nucleus.
GGGAGAUGCGUCCGCGGAUUUCUCCGCAUUGCCAGCGCAGGGCAAUAUUUCACUAGGAACGCCGCAAAAUGCACCUCGUCCACCACCCCCACCCUCAAGCACCCCUCCCUCCUGAAGGAAUGUUCGUUGUAUAAUUUUGCCCACGGAUUUUUUUGUUUUUUUUUUAUUUUUGCACGCACCGCUCGAGAGUGAAGGAUUCGCAGUGUGGAGUCGCCCUGUGCAGUGUCUGUCAGGCUGAGGGAGGGGGAAGGAAAGUCUUCCCCCUUUAAAUCGCGGCUCUUAAAGCGGCGCGAACUUUCCGCCGAGCCCAGUGGCGCUGGGUGGCCGAGAGCGGACAGCCGGUUCCCGUGCGGAGAGACACUGACAGACAGACAGACAGAGAGGGGUUGGGUUUGGCCGAGUUCUCCGCGGGGAUGCGGCGUAGCGGCGGCGACGGGGCGGACAGUUGCCCCGGCUCACCGUUUUGACACAUGAAGCUGCCCUGCGAAGCCGCUUGCUCCGGUCAGUGUCCCUCGGGCCCGCGGCCGGACUCGCCCCCGUGUACGGAGCUGGGAUCCCGUCACUGAGGCGAGAUGUCACCGUGACCCCCCCUCUCUCCAUCCCGCCCUUCCACCGUAACUUUUGGUUUUUGGAUGAUCGCAGACUUGGAUUCCAGGCCGUCAUGAUGUUCUCUCCGCUCUGCCUGACCCAGGAUGAAUUUCACCCAUUCAUUGAGGCACUGCUUCCGCAUGUCCGAGCAUUUGCCUACACGUGGUUCAACCUGCAAGCUCGGAAGCGAAAGUACUUCAAGAAGCACGAGAAGCGGAUGACAAAGGAUGAAGAAAGAGCAGUGAAAGACGAGCUGCUGAGUGAGAAAGCGGAGGUGAAACAGAAGUGGGCCUCAAGGCUGCUGGCGAAGCUGCGUAAGGACAUUCGUCCGGAGUACCGUGAGGAUUUUGUGCUGACAAUCACAGGGAAGAAGGCUCCCUGUUGUGUGCUCUCCAACCCGGACCAGAAAGGCAAAAUAAGGCGCAUAGAUUGUUUACGACAAGCGGAUAAAGUUUGGAGAUUGGAUCUGGUGAUGGUGAUCCUGUUUAAAGGGAUCCCUUUGGAAAGUACUGAUGGAGAGCGCCUGCUGAAGUCCCAGCAAUGUAGUCACCCAAUGCUGUGUGUGCAGCCCCAUCAUAUAAGUGUUUCAGUUAAGGAACUUGAUUUGUACUUGGCGUACUUUGUCCAAGAAAGAGAAUCGGAACAGAGUGGCAGCCCAAGGCCUGCUAUUGGCUCUGACGCUGAAGAUACCAAGACAGGAACAAUUGAACACACGGAUUUUCAAGAAAGUUUUGUGACUUCAGGUGUCUUCAAUGUGAAUGAGCUUGUGCAAGUAUCGAGAACCCCCAUCGUGACAGGAGCAGGACCGAACUUCUCUCUCGGAGAGUUACAAGGACACUUAGCCUACGAACUGAACCCACCAAGUACAGGCAUGAGGAGGACUCUGCCAAGCAGCUCAUCAAGUGGGAGUAAGAGGCAUAAGUCAGGUUCGAUGGAAGAUGAUAUUGACACUAGCCCAGGUGGAGAAUUCUAUCCCUCACCCACCUCCCCUGCGGGCAGCAGUAGGAACUGGCAAGAGGAGAUGGAAGGAGGUAUCUCCCCUACCGUGAAGAAGACUGAGAUGGACAAAUCUCCAUUUAACAGCCCUUCUCCACAGGACUCCUCUUCACGAUUGAGUAGCUUCACACAGCACCACCGUCCUGUUAUCGCAGUGCACAGCGGUCUUGCAUCGAGAAGUCCCCAUGCCUCUCCAUCUUUGCAUUUUCCAACAACUUCCAUCCUGCCCCAGACUGCGUCAAGCUAUUUCCCGCACACAACGAUCCGGUUCCCACCUCAUCUCAAUCCUCAGGACCCUCUCAAGGAUCUGGUCUCACUUGCCUGUGAUACGUCAAAUCAACAACCAGGCCCGCCAGGGAGGGAGGGCGAGAGAGUCACCGACUACUCCGUGACUUCAGUGACAGUGCCUCUUCGUGCUCAGAUGAGAGGACGCAUGCUACCGGCGGAGAGAGACACCCUGUGUCAGUUGUUCUACUCCCCGGGCCCUGGGGAGUGCUAUCCUCAUGUGAAGCUGAAUGGCAGCGGCCAAGUGGUGAGCAAAGUCCCGAGCCACUACAUUUCGACGUCGAUGCUAGCACCCCCUCCCCCUCCAUCCAUGGGCAGAUCGGUGACCCUGGCAAUGCCACCCGACACCAAGACAACCACAACAACCACAGAAGGUGCAGCAGCAUCACCAACCUCACCCACGUAUACGACACCUGGCACCCCCCCAGCUAACCGAUCCUUUGUGGGAAUAGGACCAAGAGAUCCUGGUAGCCUUUAUCAGCCACAGUCCUGGUAUCUGGGAUAGUCAAAGACCCCUCUCAAGUAUUACCGAAGCUGUGUAAUCGUGUUUCAAGGAACAUGAGUGAGCGUCGACUUUGGUUUCAAGUUUAAAACAGAGAGAAACAAGGGAGAAGGCUACUUAUAAGCUCGUCUUUAAAAGAAGAUGUCAAGUCAGAAACACUAUCAUCCUACCAACAUGUUCCGAAGAUGGGUGCAAUUCACUUCAUCCGUUGACUGAAGCUUAGCCUGAGGUGUCCCCGUCUCUUUUAUGCAAAAUAAGCCUUUAUAUUUCUUAAAAAUAAUUACAGAACAAAGUUUACUAAAUACGCUUUUGACAGGGUGGGAAAAUUAACCUUCAUCAGCUAAACAUAAUUCAUAACUGCAUUAUGGUUAUCUUUUGACUUUUUUUCCUUUUUAAAAGAACAAUUUACAGAAUUGACAGACAGCAUAAGCAUUUAGAAGCCACCUGAAGUAGAAAGUUCAAAUUUCAAAGUAAAUUUAUUAUCAAAGUACAAAUAUAUUACCAUAUACAACCCUGAAAUUCAUUUUCUUGCAGGCAUUCACAGUAGAACAAAGAAAUACAAUAGAAUCAAUGAAUACCAUACCCAUUCAGGUGCAGAAAUGCACAGAGAAUUAAUUGUACCUCUGUAUUGGAGUACCUGAGGACAGGUCUACUAAAAUACAAUCUCAGUUUAAGGUCAAUUCUUCCACUUUUUUUUACAAAACCAUCUUGAUUAUAAUUGUUGUGAUUUUUUGUUUUUAAACUAACUUUAUUAUUGUUUUAAUUACAACAAAGAUAUGCACUAAAGAAGCCUACACAUUGAAGGCCGUGACUUUAGUCUGGCUAAUCCAUAGCUCAACGUCAAGUUAACUUCCUGUGCUUCUGGCCAAACUAAACACGAGAAUUAUUUAUCUACUAUACUACACAAACAAAUGUGUUUAAUACUCUGGUGUAAGAUCAUUCCAUUGAUUUUGGGGUGCCAUGGUAGUGUAGCGGUUAGUGUGACAGGGGUCGGAGUUCAGAGUUCAGUCCCAAUGUCCUCUGUACAUCCUCCCCAUGAAAUGCGUGGGUUUCCUCCAAGUGCUCCAGUUUCCUCCCUCAGUCCAAAGACAUACCGGGUAGGUUAAUUGGUCAUUGUAAAUUGUCCUGUGAUUAGGUUAGGGUUAAAUCAAGGGGUAUUGCUAAGUGGAGCAGCCCAAAGGACCGGAAGGGCCUUUUCCGUGCUGAAUCUCUAAAAAAUACAAACUAACUAAAUUGCUGAAGCUGACACCGUUAAAAAUUGCUUUAAAGAAUUCUGUCAAACCUAGAUUGAAUGGCAGAUUAACCAGAGGUCUGGUUGUCUGGUCUCGAUCUAUCAGGUGGGACAUCAGAGAACAAUUUCUCUUCCACUGCAGUGAAUAAGCUAAUGACAAAAUUAAAUAUUUGCAGUGUUAGAAACAUCUUACACAGUAAUGAAUGAUUUAACUUACAUGAAACUUUAAACACAUUAUUUUUAUGAUUAUUUGUGAUAAACCACAAUGCAAAAUCAAGUCAGAUAAAUGCUUAUAGUUUUCAAUUCCAAUUUUCCCACCCUAAGCCUCAGUUACUUUUUUGCAUGCACCUAAUAUUACAGAUAUAGAAGCUCACCUACCAGAGCAGUAGAUUUACUGGUUUUAGUUUAUUUUUGCUUUUCACUAGCGCAUGGCCUAGUCCAUUAGGUACAUACAUAGGUUUUGGUGAUAGUUUUGGGAGACAUUGGCGGUUGCAUGUAGGGUGUGGAGGAAUUCUGGGAAUUCUCCAUAGGCCAUGUCAGUGCAAGGCCUCACACUACCACACAUCCUUCUCAGUCAUAGGGCCUGGUUCAUUCUUAAACAUACAACGGCUGCAAGCUCAAGAAUAUCAUUAGUAGGUUAUCUUUUGGGAGCAGGGUAAGCAAAAUGUUUCAAGAAUUGAUAUUAUGGGGGGAUUUUUUGUUUUUGUUUUAGUUCUAAAUGCCAUGUGUCAAUUCCUCAAUAUACACACUUUUCAGUGAUUAUCAGGAGAACAGGACCAGAUUUCAACAAUGUUGGAAGUAGUUUCAAAAUCAUACAUUGGCUGUAGCAUUCGAUCGGUGAUCAACUUUGAAUUGGUGGGGGGGAACUAAAAUGAUUGCUGCAUUUUAAAAGAACAAGUUAAUUGUUUUAACAGAGAAAGUAUAAUCUUUUGUAAAGAUUGAAGAGGCACGUGCAAUUGAAAGGAAACAAAUUUCUAACUUAGUGAUUCUUUUUAACUUGUCCUCGCACCCCAGGACUGUAAAACGGGGCAAAUUGUUGUCGCCAGGGAACCGUGGCAAAAAGUGCAACGAAACACCAUUCCCCUCCCCCCAUCCCUGAACCCCACAUCCCAAACACCCCCCACCCACCUUACAGAGGUGAACACAAAUGCCUUAGUAUGUUACGUGUUAUUUUAUUUUUUUAAGCGGAGGGUAGCCAGCUGCCCUCAUUAAAAAGGAAAGACUAGCACUUGUGCACACGAUAUCAUUUUCAUUAAACUGACACAUAUCGAAAGCAAUAUUUGGCAUAAUUUUCAGUCUUUGUUCACACUGAAAGCUUUUGACGAAAGAAGUUUGCACCUGAACAAAUUUCUAUCCAUGUAUGCUUAGUUUACCAGCUCAGGUACAGCCUUGCCUGAGCUACAUUGCUGGCAUCCAAAACCUCACAGUGUAAGCAGAAAAGUGAGGCAAACUCUAUAGACGUAUUUAUAGUAACAUUUUCUUUUUUCAUCAAAGGUGCUGAGUGAUGCAUGGUGCUUUGAUAGUAUACUUUGUGAUCCAGCAACACAAAAAACAAAUCCAGUCAGCUCUAUGCUGAAUCCUGAUGUGCAUGGCGACUAUGUGCUGGCCUCACUCUUUUCCCAACAAAAAAUCCUUUCCUAAUUUGCACGGAAUUUUAUACCACAUUAUGUGCCUUGCCUUUGAGAAAAAAUGUUUAAAAAAAGAACAAAAAAAAAAUCCUUGGUAUCACUGCACAAAUUUUUGGCUGCAUGUGUGGUUGCUUGUCAUUAAGAAAAAUAUCAUUGGUAAAAAUGUAAGGAUUUAUGAUUUUUGCUUCAUAGGACAUUGUAACGGCACUAAUUAUCAGUAUUCCAGUGAUUCUGUGGAUUUUCAUAUAGAAUAUAUUCACCUUGCAGUCAUGUAGGAACAUUGCUUUUCAACAUUAUUUGUCACUAAUAUUUUAAUGAAAGAGUUCCCCUUUUAUUUCUCCCUAGUUGCGUCUUCCAGCUCCUAUUGGUUUGACUCUUUGGAAAAUAUGCAAUACCAGUCUUGUAGACAUAGAGCAUGUAGCUUGUUUUAAUCACUCUGAGUUAGCACACAUAACUACAACGUUUCUAGAUUUUUAAUUUUAAUUUUAUUUUAAUUGACCAAAGUUGGUGCUGCUCUCUAUACAGAAAGAAAGAUAGGUCCUUCUCCUGUGACAAGUAAAGACUAAUCCAUGAUUAAGGAGGAUGAACAUGGGAGGGGAAAAUGUAUAUUUACAGUGAGGCUGUGAAGCACUAUCAAUGAAAGAAUAUUUUCUUGUGUCCUGGUGGUUCAAAUGAUGAACUCAGAAAAACAAUUACCUUAAUUAGAGCCACUUGGGCAGGCUAUUAGCAAUCGUAGUGUGUAUAUCAGGCCCAACAUUUCGGCCAAGUGUGGGUCAAGUGUUUAAACCCCAUAAUACCUACUGGGGCAUAGUCCACCAACAGCAGCUUGCCAGAGACUUCUAUCCUGGGCCAGCCUUUUAAGUUGUCCCCAGGAGUAGCCCAUCUUUGAAGACCCUUCCUCUCACGGGGAAGAGGUCUUUGUAGUUUCUAUUGGCGUUCCUGCAGCUCUAGGCGUUUACGGGAUGGGGUUUUUCUAGCCCCAUGCCCAAUCUUCCUCCAUUCACAGCCGUGCUUGGGACCGUCCAUGGCGGAGUUUUUAAACAUUGAUUUAAUUAAUAAUCACUUACAAUCAUAUAUGUUGCUUUAGAAAGGUAAGAUCUCAGCAGUGUAUCAAUCCCUUUUUUAAUCUGAGGACGAAGUUCUUCAGUGUGGCUCUUUUUGAAAAGUUGUUGGCCUGCGUUACUUGGUGGCAUAGCUGCUGUUGUCCAUCUGUACCUAAAUCUGAUUUGAGCAGGAAACGGUCCCAUCAAUACAUGGGACCGACUAUCCCACCAGACCUAAGUGCUUCACAGCUUCGACUGUCAACUGUCCUGAGCUUUUAAGGAAAAGCUGCAUAUCAGAAUUGGAAAAACCAUGAAUUAAGGUUGUACAUAAAAACUGAAAAAUCGUAACUUAAAGCAAUAGUUGUGGAGUGUCAGUUUGGUAUGGUGGUGUUCAACACAAAAAGCCACCUGUACAAGGUGGAAUGAUAAGUGAUACCAAAUCACAUACAGCUCUGCUUUAAGACCCUACUAAUGUCUCGGAGCUUUAAUAAAUUGCAUUUGAUUGACACUUGGUAUGCUAGCCAAGAUGCUGAACAAGGAGGACAAGAACUAGGGCAUCGCCAGUAGGUUCAAUCCUUGUCACAUCUUUGUCUUGGACGUUAGCUGCCUUCCUUGCAGACUGUGUAAUUUGUAAGCUGUAUAGUUUUAUUAAGUAUGUUUUCCUUAAUCUACCCUAUUUUAUAAAGGCAAAGACUUUUGUAAUGAGAAAAGUACAAAAAAAAGUUUCAUUACACUGGCUUAUUAAGAAAGUUCAGCAUUAUAUACCAUUUGUAGAGUAUUCUUCCUCCAUGGGUACUGGAUAUGAGUUAAACUCACCUGUUACCCUUACUGUAUUUAAAUACAGUAAUUCUCCUCAUUUUUAUGGUUUUGCGUAUUCCUAUACUUUAGAAGUAUAGACUUCUGGUGUAAAAGAGCCAUUGUAAAUGGAAAAAAAUGCUUUAUUUUAUGAAGAGUAAUUAUGUCAAACUUGUAAGAAACACUUGGAAUUUUGAGAAGGAAUGUCGUCAUUGUAGUCUUUUUGACUGCUUAAAAAAAGUCUGUAGACUUUCAAGUGCUGAACUGGUGAGAGUAGAACAGAUUACCUGUACUCUUUGUAGGGCGAGGGAGCCCAACAAAUUGUUGUAUGCAAUGUACAGUAUUGUUUGUGCGAAGGACGAUGCAAAGCUGGUAGCUAGUUUAUUUUUAAGGCAGGACAGAAAACAUGUUUACGUGUAUUUAAAUUUUUGGCAAUGGCUGACCGCGUGCUCCGUGAAAUCCUUGUACUCGAGAAUUCUCCUCCAUCCAUCAGCUUCAAGCAGGAUAGAAUGCUGCCACAAUCAAACAUGUGACCUUUUUUAUUAUUCCUACAGGGGUUCUGAGUUGGGUGAUGACUUUUGUUGUUGUUUGUAAAGCGAACGCUGUCAAUUGUGAAAGUUCUGGAGGGUCAGGUCUAUGUGCAGACUGACAGUGAUCUUUAAUCCUUUGUAAUGUGUUUCCACGCUUCUAUGUUUAAGAAUUCCUUCCCGAUUUUUAUUGCCCUAAUUUUGGGGAUUAAUCCUCCUUCAGAAUUCCAGUCAGUUUUCCAGUUUAUUGAGAGCUUGUAUCCAGUCCAAAAUAUGAGUCAGCCCUUCCACUCUUCCAAGCAAAACAAAAUCUCCCGAUAACACACACACACACACGCACACACACACACACACACACACACACACACACACACACGCACACACGCACACAUGCACACACGCACACACACACACACACCACACACAAAACACACAAAAUGCUGGAGGAACUCAGCAGAUCAGGCAGCUUCUACAGAGAGGAGUAAAGAGUUAUUGUUUCAGACCGAGACCCCUUAUCAGAACGUCCUUCAACUUGACUCAACUAUCCUCCUUGCUACCUCCUCAGAAAAUCUAAGCAAUUCAAGUCAGCCAUGAUUUUCCUCCACUCCCCCCUCCCCGCACCUUUCUAUUCUGCCUCCUAUCCCCAUCCCUUCCAGUCCUGAUGAAGGGUGUCAUCCCGAAACGUCGACACUUUAUUCCUCUCCAGAAAUGCUGCCUGACAGAGCGGCACGGUGGCAUAGUGGUUAGCACAGCGUUUUACAGAACAAGUGACGCAGUUCAGUUUCCCCUGCUGCCUGUAAGGAGAUUGUACGCUCUCCCCGUGACCACGUGGGUUUCCUCUGGGUGCUCCGGUUUCCUCCCACAGUCCAAAGACGUACCAGUUGGGAGGUUAAUUGGUCAUUGUAAAUUGUCCCGUUGUAGGCUAGGAUUAAAUCAGGGAAUUGCUGGGCGGUGUGGCUCGAAGGGCCAGAAGGACCUAUUCCGCAGUGUAUCUUAAUAAUAAAAUUUAAAACAAAAUAAAACCUGCUGAAUUCCUCCAGCAUUUUAUGUGUGUUGCUCCGGAUUUCCAGUAUCUGCAGAACCUCUUGUGUUUAUAUCUCUUGAAACAUCCAGUUUCCAAAUCACAGGUUUGAAAGUUUCCAUCGAAGAUAUCCUAGCCUGUUACUUCCUCUACAUUCCCUCUAUAAAAGUGUUUUAAAAUCAAAAUGAGUAUUGCUGUUCGAAACCUAUUCUUAAUUUCAAAGAGACUUUAUUCAUACAUUUCCAAUCAUCUUUUUAUAAUCCCUGUUCUUCUCCAGUGAACCUGAGUGUCUUGUAAACCUCAAACAAACAAGAUGAUGUAGGAACUCAAAGGGUCAGCAUUUCAAGUCAAGACUUUUCAUCUGGAGCAAAUGGACUCUGGACGAAGGGUCUUAACCGGAAAUGUCGACUGUCCAUUUCCUUCCACAGAUGCUGCCUGAUCUGCUGAGUUCUUCCACCAUUUUGUUUGUUGUUUCAGACUCCAUCAUCUGCAGUUUUUUUGUGUCUCCAUGUACAAUUAUAGUCCAAAAUACUUUGUUUGCUUUGACUUGAUUUGAUAAGAAGUGGAGCACCAAUUACAAUGAAUCCCUUCCUCCAGACCGUUGUCUCACAAAUCUGGAAGGUGUCAAUAACUUUGGAAACCACCGUCUGUUAGCCCUGUUUGAACAAAGAGCAUUGCUCUAAUAUUAUUUCUAGUUGGUUCUAACCACUUUCAGUUGAACUCCUGCCCAUUCAAAGCUCUCAGGGAUGCAGUGACUGGCUGCCCUCUCCUCUACUCAUCAGCUUCUCUCUCAGUCUGCAUAGUAAAGACCCGAACUGCAAAGAAGGCACAUGCUUUGUGCCACGGCAGCCAUUCAGAAACUAACAAAACUCAUUUCCCUCCUCAAACCCUGGAUAAAUUUGCACUGUUCCACAUCUUUCACCCUUUCCGUUUCUGCAAUAACUCAAGACAGGGACUGGAACGGAACAAGCUGCCAUUUACAUUGUCGGUAGUCACCGCAUUAGUCAAAUCAACACCAUUCUUAGGCCUAUGCCACAGAUAUUUUUUUUUCUCUCAAAGGUUUUAUCUAACCCCCUGCAAAAUGUGCUAGUUGUUUCAGUUAGCCUGAAGGGAAUAUGCAAAAUUCCAUCACAAUCUCCAGCUCUUUAUGAUCUCUUGUGCACCUCCUUUGCAGUGAAGCGCCAUGACACACAUUCAACGGCCAGAUUACAUUUUGUAGAAGGCAGUAGAUAUACUGAUAUUGUUCUUUCACAUACACAUCUAAACAUCUGUACCUACAUCUCUGGAAGUCUCAUUGAAAGACGGGAAACGUCGGACCAAUGAGGUGACUCAAAGCCACCUGUCAAUUGCAGAGGCAUUUUAUUCAGACUGUGCAAAAAAAACUCUAAACUUGAAAGGAAGUUUGUGAAGGGUUUUGUCACCUUGCUGGGUGUAAAACGCAUUUUUUUCAGGCUGGUUUGGCAAACUCAGUUUUCCAUCUUUGACAAUCAGGUUUAGAGAGCAGUUAAUUCCUCAACCUUUUUUACAUGGACAGUGAGCAGUGAUCGGGGUCUGUCUAUUGGGAGACUCGGCGUGGGGCUGGGUCCAGCAUUAACUGGACUCGUCACGCUAGAUUCAUUUCCUUCUAAAAUUACCUCAUGUUAGUCAAUUCCUGUCCACAUCAUUAUCCACUCUAAGACAUUUCCAGAAAAACAAUGCUUUAUCCAUUUACUUUCUCCCAUGAAUCUCACGAAUCAGUCACAAACUUUUGAUUACAUUUUGGUUACUAAAAUAUUGAAAUCAUUUUGCAGUUUCACUUAAAUAUUCCACAUCCAAUAAUGAAAGAAUUGAAAAUCAAAUAUUCUACAUCCAUUCUUGAACCUAAAUCCUAUUGUUGAAGAUGCAUCAUUAUGAUAAUUAUUUUGCAUUUAAUAAUAACUCCAUUACUUAUUCAACAUUGUGAGGCUUACUAUUGUCAGAGUGAUAAUUCAGUCAGCAAAGUGGUUGAAUUAUUCUGUGCAAUUCACAAUGAACCUAGUACAUAACCUCUAUUAACUGUAAAUUAAAAGCAAUAUAAGACCUAAGACAUGAGAACAAAACUAAGCCACUCAGCCCAUCGAGCCUGCUUCGCUAUUCUAUAAUGGCUGAUUAAUUAACCCACUCAAGCCCAUUCUCUUGCCUUCUCCUUGUAACAUUUGGCACCCAAUGACUUGGCCUCCACACCUGUCUGUGCAAUGAAUUCUACAGAUUCACCACCAUCUGGCUAAAGAAAUUCCUCCCUAUCUCUGGUCUAAGUGGAUGUCUCUCUCUUCAGAGGCUGUGCCCUCUGGUCCUAGACCCGCCUACUAUAGGAAACACCCUCUCCACGUCCAUUCGAUCUGGGCUUUUCAAUAUUCAAUAGAUUUCAUGAGAUCCUCUCUCAUUCUUUUAAACUCCAGUGGGUACCGGCUCGGAGUUACCAAACGCUCCACAUACAUUAACUCUUUCAUUCCUGGAGUAAGUUUAAUUGGACUGUUAAAACCCAAUUUUAUUUGGACCCACCCACGGAUAAAGCCCUAAUUCAGCUACAGUGCCCGAACCCAGCAGCUCCAUGUAAACAAGGUUAUACUUGGCAUGCUUUGUUCAAAUUACACCGAACUUUAUUGUAUAAAAUAGCAGGAAAAUAGGCAAAAGAUCCAGCAAAGCAGCUCAUUUUCCUACCACACGUGGUUCUGUAGGGAGUGAUCUGCUGAUCAGCAUGACAACAGCAUAACGACUGGGGUCCAUGUUGACGUGCUUGUAUAGAGAGCAAUGGUCAGCAGAGCUGUUGCAUUAUCCUCUACAAUUAUUUAUAACCAUUUUAACAAGCCAGCGGGAAAAAAAGAGUACCAAAAAACAUUUUUAAUAAAUGCAGUGCCUGAUAAUCGACUGCUGAAUUCAAUUUUGCUUUGCAAAGCCUGAGUUUAUCAGUCCUUUUUUUAAGAUUCGUCGUCACGCAGUCUCUAUUGCAAAUGUCCUUUCAACAUCACUGUCGUGAGUCCAUGUGCGUUACUUUCCGGGAAGAGAUCAUUUCUCUGAGAACAUGCUGAGACCAUGUUAUUUCUGAGGGUUUUUCAUUAUAUUUUAGAGUAUUACAGUAGUUAAUCAAUAAACGCUUGCUUACUGCACAGACAUAAACACACUACACACCAGAUCAAACGUGUGGUUCUUUGGUUGCUCGAUGCAAAGUUCUGACAAAGUAUAUCUUCUUCACCACAGUACAUUGAUUCCAGCAACACAAAAGAAAACCUUUUUAUUUUGAUUGUACUUGCCUAUUAAUCCUUAGCUAAGUAUGUAAAGGGACAAAGUGAAAGAGCAGUGCUGUUGCUGCUCACGUGCACAGAUGUACAGAAUAUCUGCAACUAAAGCACCACUCGUUUCAAGCUGGUGUGAACUCAGCUUCAAAUUUGAUUAUAACCAUUGUAUUUUGCCAUUGCUGUUCGCAGCUGCUCAUACUACAUACAGUUACUGGAAGUGAAUAUGUUUCCCUAUGCAAAAAAAAAGUUAAAAAAAAUAAACAAGCUAUGCUAUA